Molecule: messenger RNA, 2277 nt
Organism: Frankliniella occidentalis (western flower thrips)
Lineage: Eukaryota; Metazoa; Arthropoda; Insecta; Thysanoptera; Thripidae
Gene: CycB
Product: G2/mitotic-specific cyclin-B
Exons: 9
Coding region: 155-1417 (420 amino acids)
Biological process (GO): mitotic cell cycle phase transition; regulation of cyclin-dependent protein serine/threonine kinase activity
Cellular component (GO): cytoplasm; cyclin-dependent protein kinase holoenzyme complex; nucleus
Molecular function (GO): cyclin-dependent protein serine/threonine kinase regulator activity
Source: RefSeq, a predicted model, not a curated record
CGGCCAAUCACGAUCAGGUGUCCAGUCUCCUUUUAAAUAUUUGUAACGACUUCAAGACUUCUGGACCGGCUAGAAAUUCCCAUCAUCGGACCAUCGGAAGAAAGUACAAGAACCUCUUUUCUUGCCCUAUUUCAUUUUCACCAAGGGACUGAUUAUGUCCUGGCACACACGAGUAACUCAGGGUAAUUCCGAGAAUUUGGGAGGAAAUGUCGUUCGAACCAAGAAAGCAGUUACAGCCAACACCCUUGGGGUUAAGCGCUCUGCUUUGGGAGAGAUUGGUAAUAAAGUAGUGUCGCGCUCCAACUCUACUGUAACAACAAAGCCGGGAGCACUAACAAAAGAUAUUGUUAAACCUGUUCAACGAUCUGCGUCAGUAAGGAGUAUUACAACAGUUAAGGCUCCUAAAGAAGAUUUUGUGAAGCCUCUCCCUAAAAUUAAUGUGACAAACAGAGUGAAACGGACAUUCAGCAACACUUCAGUGGCAUCUGUUGUACUGACUUCACACAGAGCUGAAGCUGUUGAAGAAGCUGAACCUGCCACAGCCAAAACCCAUGACUUUGAAGACGUUGAUAAGGCUGAUGAAAGUAAUCCCUUGUUGGUCGCUAACUAUGCUUUUGAAAUUUACGAGUAUCUUUUAUCUCUUGAAGACAAAUUUCCAAUCAAGGAAAACUUUUUGGAAGGUCAGCAAGUUGCCCCUCGUAUGCGUACAGUCUUAGUAGACUGGCUUGUUGAUGUUCAAUUACAAUACCAUUUGCUCCAGGAGACACUUUAUCUAGCUGUUCAGAUUUUAGAUAGAUACCUGCAGGCUGUACCUAAUGUAGCAAAGAAGUAUCUUCAGUUAGUGGGUGUAGCUGCUAUGUAUGUGGCCAGCAAAUAUGAAGAGGUUUACAUGCCAGAUAUAAGUGAUUUUGUGUUCAUUACUGAUAGUGCCUAUACAAAACAGCAGCUUUUAGCCAUGGAAGUUCAGAUUGUGAAAGCUUUGGAAUUUCAAUUUUCACGACCCAUCUCUCUUACUUUUUUGAGGCGCUAUAGUAAAGUUGUCGAGGCUCACCCUAUGCAUCAUUGCUUCUCAAAGUACUUCUUGGAGCUUGCAAUGUUGGAGUACUCACUUUGUCAUGUAAGGCCAUCACUGACUGCUGCAGCUGCCCUUUAUAUCUCGCUUUGCCUUUAUGAAUUGAAUGACAAGAAGGGACCUGACCACUGGGAUGCCAAAAUGGUCCAUUACUCUUCCUACACACUGACUGAUAUUAAACCCGUUGCUCAAACACUGGCUGCUGUGAUUGAAAAGGCUUCAACUUCAAAGUUUGAGGCUGUCAGAAAGAAAUAUUCCAGCUCCAAAAUGAUGAAAGUCUCCCUGCGACAAGAGUUGAGUUCAGAAACUUUGAAAUCCAUUGCGCAAGGCAUCAGCCCAUUCUAAUAAUUUUUAGUCAUGUAUGUAUGUGUGUUUGUUGAUUUUCUGACAGUUUUCUAAAUUGUGUGUGAUAAUGUCUCAUGUUAAGUGUUCUCUGUAAAGUUAAAUCCAUCCCUCAGUUACUGAAGCUAGACUGAGUUUAAUGUAAGUUUGACAUAAUUAAUUUUCCAUUAGUUGGUGCAUGUGCGCCUCUUUAAAUUUCCGAGUGCCUUGAUCUUUUGUAAUGUAUUUUUAAAAAUCACAUGACAGUUUGUAAAUUUUGUGCAUUGACCAUUAACCCAUUCUAUCAAUUCUGGACUUAUUCUGCACUUGAUAUUGAUAUUUGUAUUUUCCACAUGGCAUGAUCUCAAUCAAUGUUAGCUAUGUUAAUGAGGUCCCAGGCUUGAUCAAGAGCUGGUAAAAUGGAGACGACUUAAUAUUAGGAUUGGUUCAGACCUUUAUUCUGAAAGUGAAAUAUCUUUUUAAAUGUGAUGUUUCUGUAAAGAAAAUUAUGUAAUUUAUUAGAAGGCGGCAUUGUCUUCCCAUUUUAAAAAAAUUAAAUGGUUUUAUACUCAUUUUAUGAAAGCUGUUGGGUGUAGUUAUUUUAUACAUUUUUAUUUCUUUCCAUUAUUUAGCAUUAUCCUUAAACCCUUGUAGCCUGUACUAACUUGCUGUGUCAAUUCUGGAGAUUUGUAAAUAGUAGAAGUAAGAUUUUGUGAGGAUUGAUACUUAAGCAGUAACCACAGUUUCUUGUGGUGGAAAUUCCGUAACUAUGGAACGAUGGUUGUUAGUCAUAAUUCUCUAUAAUUGCCUGCCUGAACUUCUAAGAUGAUCUGCAGUGGAUUGUAUUGUAAAUUACUUGAAUGGUAUUAAAAGUCUGAACCCUA